Messenger RNA from Salvia hispanica, 2098 nucleotides. Its product is annotated as basic salivary proline-rich-like protein (DUF1421). The record is from RefSeq and is a predicted model, not a curated record. NCBI's taxonomy places the organism in Eukaryota, Viridiplantae, Streptophyta, Magnoliopsida, Lamiales, Lamiaceae.
AACAAGUAACAACGACGACUCCACAAUCGUCAUCUUCUUCCUUAAUCUUUUUUCUGAAUAAUUAUUUUAUAAAUAUAUUCAGAUUUCCAAAAUCGAGCAUAUUUUCCAAACCGCAAUCCGAAAAUUUUGCGAUUUCUGUUUCGAGAUAUAUAUACGCGUUGGCAGUUUGAUUGGAUUUUGUUCGAUUGAGCACUCAGAUGAAUCACAGUUCGGCGGCGUCUCAGUACAUGGACAAGCAGAUCAUGGAUCUCUCCAAUUCCCAGACCAGCAUCGCCAGCAACAAUGGCGGCGCCGGCUCUGAGUUCAUCGAUUUCAUGAAUCGCCCGGCGGAGAAGAAGGAGGACAUCGUCCCGAGCUACGAUUUCAUGCCGAUUCGACCUGCGGCGGCGGCGGCGGCGGCGUCGUCUUCGUCGCCGAAGGCAGCUCGGUCGAACUUCGACUCGGACAAUGACGAUCCUCCCCUCAGGACGUGGAAUUCUGUGGAUUCGAAAGCAAAUCCCUCGCCUAUCAGACAUUACAAUUCCUUUGGUGUUGAUGAACCUAGUAAAUUUGUGUCGGUGAAGAAUCAGAAAACUGACAAUGCACCUUUGGAGGGGAGUUUUGUUUCUGACGUUGAGAAGAUGAUGAAGAAGCAUAUGGAAAAUCUGAUGCACGCCGUUGAUAACAUGAGUUCAAGGUUGUCGCAGUUGGAAACAAGAACUCGCAACUUGGAGCACUCCAUUGAUGACUUGAAAAUAUCUGCCGGGAACAAUCACGGUGCAAUUGAUGGAAAAAUGAGACUGCUGGAGAAUAUUCUUACAGAGGUGCACUCUGGUGUUAAGGUAGUAAGAGAUAAACAAGACAUUUUUGAAGCUCAACUGCAGAUUGCUAAGUUGCAGUUGCCAAAGACAGAACAAGUUGAAAGCAAGAUUAAUGUUCAACCUGAUCCAAUGCAGAUCGGAGUGCCGACGCAACAUCAGCUCUCUAGUGUCCCUCCGACACAGGCACCUCCGGCCCUUCCCCCGAAUGCUCCUCUGCCACCUCCACAACAGAACAUACAACCCCAAGUUCAACCUCCCAACCAGUUCCCUCAAAAUCAAAUUCCUUCCGGCUCUCAGCGAGAUUCUUACUUCAACCCCAACCUACCCAGCCAAACCCCAGAGAACCCAAAUCAGCAGUAUCAAACUCCAGAAAACCCAAAUCAGCAGUAUCAGUCACAGCAGCAGCUUGCAGCCCCACCUCCACCACAACACCAGUAUCAGCCACCACCGCAGACACAAUAUGCUCAGCCACCUCCACCUCCACCUUCUCAACCACACUCCUCGUUCUCACCUGUUAGCCCCUCUAUGCCUCAGCCACCGAUAGGUCAUCACUCUGAAGAAGCACCGUAUAUGCCCUCCCAAAACUACCCCAUGAGCUCUCGCCCACCUCCCUCUGUUCCACCUACUGGAGUUUCCCCACCAGCCUCUGCACAAUACUAUGGACUAACACCCAAUGUGUAUGAGCCUCCACCCACAAGCAGGCCUGGUUCAGGAUACUCAGGUUCGUUCGGUCCACCACAAGGCCUUGGUGAACCCUAUUCGUAUGGCAGUGCUCCAUCACAGUAUGGUACUAGCUCCUCUAUGAAGCCGCAGCAACUAUCUUCUCCUGGUAUGGGCCAGAGUGGUGGUGGUAGUGGUUAUCCGCAGCUGCCUACUGCUCGAAUACUGCCUCAAGCACUGCCAACUGCCUCUGCAGUGGGUGGUGGCCCUGGUGCUGGUUCUGGUACUGGUGGAUCUGGGAACAGGGUUCCGAUUGAUGAUGUAGUCGACAGGGUAACCAACAUGGGGUUCUCUAGAGAACAAGUAAAGGCAACUGUUCGAAAGCUAACAGAAAAUGGACAAGCGGUUGAUUUGAAUGUCGUCCUGGACAAGUUGAUGAACGAAGGGGAUGGGCAAGGUCCACGAGGGUGGUUUGGCCGGUAAUUCGACUCUGUUGCAUGUUCUGUAAAGUUCACAUUUCCAUCUUUGAUCCAACUCUGCUGGACAUGAAUAAUUUGUCUGAGUUCCCAAUAUCUUGUGAUUGGCUUUUAUAUGUUUUUUUGUUGAUAAUGAAAUGAAACCUAUAUUAUUGUGUGGCA